This is a messenger RNA of Corylus avellana, 648 nucleotides long. Lineage: Eukaryota; Viridiplantae; Streptophyta; Magnoliopsida; Fagales; Betulaceae. The record is from RefSeq and is a predicted model, not a curated record.
AUGGAAAGGGAUCCUCAACUGCCGUCCCUUCUUUUAGAAUGGCAGAAUUGUUAUCUGAUUCGCAAGGCAAAGGAGCAGGUGGCGGCUUUUAACAAUGCUACACAACGAAGUAUCAGCAUGGUCGUGGCACCCCCCCUCAACUCCAGUGCCUCUUGGGUCCCACCUCCAGUGGGAUAUGUCAAGAUCAAUUGGGACUCUUCGAUAAAGCAAAGUCGAAACCAAAUGGGGGUCGGAGUGAUCGUACGUGACCACACAGGGAAGGUUUUGGCAAUACAGUGUGCUACGAAGUGCUCCAUUACUCACGCUCCCCCGGCUGAGGCGAUCGGUGCAUGGACUGCGGUAAAUUAUGCUCGGCGUAUGGACUACCAAAAUGUAGUUUUUGAGGGGGAUGCGAUGGAGAUAGUUAGAGCUCUAAACAACGAAGGCAAUUGCUGGACAACCUAUGGGCAGAUUGUGAAUGCUGCUAAAGCAGAGAUUGUCCAACAUACGGGGUGGGUGGUUCAGUAUGUUAGCAGAUUAGCCAAUAGGGUAGCGCACCGUAUAGCAAAAGCCGCAUUUAUGUAUGGGGAGGGCAGAGAGUGGAAAGAGGAUUUUCCUUUUAAUGUGCAGGAGCCAAGUCCUGAUAAUCUUCUUCGACUGCAUACCUAA